Falco peregrinus (peregrine falcon) is the source of this 976-nucleotide messenger RNA. RefSeq names its product spindle and kinetochore associated complex subunit 2 (gene SKA2). Gene Ontology annotation, cellular component: outer kinetochore; spindle microtubule. Gene Ontology annotation, biological process: mitotic cell cycle; cell division; chromosome segregation. Bases 59 to 556 code for a protein of 165 amino acids. Lineage: Eukaryota; Metazoa; Chordata; Aves; Falconiformes; Falconidae. The transcript is spliced from 6 exons. Gene Ontology annotation, molecular function: microtubule binding. The record is from RefSeq and is a predicted model, not a curated record.
UGCGGAGCGGGGGGUGGGUAUCUCCCCGCCGCCGCCUGAGGAAUGUCAACUAUUCAACAUGGAGACGGCGGUUACCAGGCUCGAGUCCAUGCUGGUUUCUGGGGUAGAUGUGGGAAGGACUUUUGUUGGGCAGAUGUUCCAGAAGGCAGAAUCUGAUCUGGAUUAUAUUCAAAACAGACUGGAGUUUGAACUAAUGAAAAAUCUUCCUGAUAAUCCAGCAGCAGAGGAAAAUCCAGCUGCUGUUUUGGAGGAACUCUCAGUGGUGAAAUCCCGUUAUAAAAUGUUAUGUAUGCAGCUGAAGAAAUUUUCCAUAGAGCAGAAAGAAUCCAUGAAGGGCAUCCAUGCUGCUCUAGUGAACACAAUGAAGGUGGUUCAGGCGUUACAGCAACAAGCUGAUCUUGAGUGCCUACCUCUGUCACAAGAACAGACUGCAGCACAGCAGUUAACCUGCCUAACUGUUGAAGAAAUGGAAUCACAAGUGGAAGAGGCCAUUAGGCCACAGAGUGGCAGUGUUGAGUAUUUCACAGAUGAAGAAAAUGAUUCUGAAAGCCACUGACUCAGGAACACAAAUCUUGAAAGAACUUGCUAUUGUGGAACUUGACAAACAAGGAAAUGUUAAAUUAGUUGUGUAAAUGAAAGCUCAGUCCAUUCUCAUUUGAAACACAAGCAUCUUGGUCAUAGCUCCUGGGUUACUCACAGGCAAGUAUUUCUGUGGUGUCUAGGAGCUGGAAAGCUGUUAACGUUUCUGUAUACAAAUUCUACUUGUAAUACUUAAAAUUGGAGGGUUAAAAACCAUUGAGGUGUUGAUUAUUGUAUCUUGGAUGUUGUAGUUGAUGCAUUUUUGAAGAGUAUUGAUAACCACGUGGCAUUUCCAUAUUCUUGCCUAAGUUCCUGAGUGGGUUUUUAAGACAAAUAACCCAAGCCACUUAAUUGUACUUACUUUCCUGAAUAAAUGAUGAAAGCUAAGGAGAUGAGA